Molecule: messenger RNA, 3807 nt
Organism: Candida tropicalis MYA-3404
Lineage: Eukaryota; Fungi; Ascomycota; Pichiomycetes; Serinales; Debaryomycetaceae
Product: DNA-directed DNA polymerase gamma
Exons: 1
Coding region: 1-3807 (1268 amino acids)
Biological process (GO): mitochondrial DNA replication
Cellular component (GO): gamma DNA polymerase complex; mitochondrion
Molecular function (GO): DNA-directed DNA polymerase activity; 3'-5' exonuclease activity; DNA binding
Source: RefSeq, a predicted model, not a curated record
AUGAUAAAGGAUCGGCUGGUACUACGAAGGAGUCUCAUGAGGAGAUAUCCUAUUUGUAGAUUCACAACUUCACGACUACAUAAACAAGAACAUGCACAACAACAGUUUAAAGAACAACCAAGAGUUAACCAAUUAGGUAUUCAAUAUUUAUCAAAUGAUUUACACAAGAGAAUAUUUCCAACUACUUCAACUAAUGACUAUUUAACUCCAAAAUCAAAAGAAUUGUUAGAAAUUUCUAAAAAACAUUUAGAUACAAAUCAAUUAUUAGGUAAAAAGACUCAAAUUAAUGAACCUAUAAAUAUUCAAAAUUUCCCUAAUUUAGUUGGUAAAUCAUUAGAUGAACAUUUUUAUAAAUUAGGAAUAAAAUCAAGUGAACCAUAUCUUUCCAUGGCUAGGAAAUUUUUAUCAGGAAAUAUUCCAAUAAAACCAAAUGAAAAAGAAUGGAUAUUACAAAGUGGUUGGACAAGAUAUGAAAUUGGUAAAGAACCGGAAUUAGUUGAAUUCCCAUUAGAAGAUGAAUUAGUAUUUGAUGUUGAAGUAUUAUUUAAAGUUUCAAAAUAUCCCGUUAUGGCAACUUGUGCUUCUUCAAAAGCUUGGUAUGGUUGGGUAUCUCCUGUAUUGAUUCAAAUUUUAAAUGGUGUGCCUAAAAAUGAACUUGAUUGGAAUCAUUUAAUUCCUAUGAAUUGUAUGAAGAAAGAGAAAGUUAUCGUUGGAUAUAAUGUAAGUUAUGAUAGAGCAAGAGUUUUAGAUGAAUAUAACAUUAAACAAUCAAAAGCAUUUUAUAUCGAUGGUAUGUCAUUACAUGUUGCAAUUAGUGGGAUUUGUUCACAACAACGUCCAACUUGGGCUAAAUAUAAUAAAUCGAAAAGAAUGGCAAAUGAUUUAGAUUCAAAUCCUGAUUCUGAAACUUUUUUAAAUAAAUCUAUCAAUAUUGCUAAUAAUUGGGAUCCUUCAGAAUUAACAAAUGAUGAAUUUCAAGAAAUUUUAAUGAAAGAAUUCCCUGAAUCUACUGUUAAUAUGGAUAUUGAAACUGACCCUUGGUUAUUAAAAGGUUCACCUAAUUCUUUAGCUAAUGUUGCCAAUUUUCAUUGUAAUAUUGAAUUAGAUAAACAUGAUCGUAAAGAUUUUGAAUCUGAAAAUCCUCAACUUUUAAUUAAUCGAUUUCAUAAAUUAAUGAAUUAUUGUGCAAAUGAUGUAAUGGCUACAUUUGAAGUUACUAAGAAAUUAUUUCCAGUAUUUUUAUCAAGAGUUCCUCAUCCUGUUUCAUUUGCUGCUUUAAGACAUUUAGGUAAUUUGAUUUUACCAACAACUACUAAAUGGUCUAAAUAUCUUGAAUCGGCAGAAUCAUGUUAUCAAAAAAAUCGAACUGAAGUUACAAGUACAUUAGAAGAAAGAGCAAAUGAAUUAGUACAAUUUGUUAUCCAACAAAAAUCUGAAUUAAUUCCAGAUUAUGAACAAGAUCCUUGGUUAAGCCAAUUAAAUUGGACAUUGAAACAAGCAAAAUUGAAAAAAGAUGGAACUUUACCUAAAAAAGUAGCUUAUUUAACCGGAUAUCCUGAAUGGUAUAGAGAUUUAUUUAAAUCUACUGGUGGCAGAGAAAUGAAUUUAAGUUUAAGAACAAGAAUAACUCCACUUUUACUUCGAUUAAAAUGGGAAGGAUAUCCUUUAUUUUGGGUUAAUUCUCAAGGAUGGUGUUUUAAAGUUCCUUAUGGAGAUGAUGAAGUUAUUGAAAAAUUAGAAGCAAAGAAUUAUAUUCAACCUCAAUUACCUGAAGAAGAAAUGGAUAUAUUAGAUUCAUUAAGAGCAAAUGGUAAAGCUUAUGUUUUAUUUAAAGUUCCUCAUCCAGAUGGACCUAAAGCCAGAUGCACUCAUAUUCUUUCUAAACAAUAUGUUAGAUAUUUUGAAGAUGGUACAUUAACAUCAGAAUAUGAACAUGCAAGUAAGAUCUUGAAACUUAAUAAUGAAGCAUCAUAUUGGUUAAGUAAUAGAAAUAGAAUCAUGGAUCAAUUUGUUGUUUAUAAUCAAUCUUCAAAAACCAAAUUUUUUGAUACCAAGAAACAAAUUAAAGAACAUAAAGAAAUGGCGAUUAUUUUACCUAAUUUAGCCACUAUGGGUACAAUUACUCGUAGAGCUACAGAAAACACUUGGUUAACUGCAUCAAAUGCUAAAAAAAAUCGUAUUGGAUCUGAAUUGAAAGCAUUAAUUGAAGCACCAAAGGGAUAUUGUUUUAUUGGAGCUGAUGUUGAUUCAGAAGAAUUAUGGAUUGCUUCAUUAGUUGGUGAUUCAAUGUUUGAAAUCCACGGAGGUACAGCAUUAGGAUGGAUGACUUUAGAAGGGGAAAAGUCUCAAAAAACUGAUUUACAUAGUAAAACAUCAAGUAUUUUGGGAAUUUCUAGAAAUGAUGCAAAAGUAUUUAAUUAUGGUAGAAUUUAUGGAGCUGGGAUUAAAUUUGCCAGUAGAUUAUUAAAACAAUUCAACAAUUCAAUAAGUGAUAAAGAAGCUAAUGAAAUUGCAAAGAAAUUAUAUGAUAAUACUAAAGGAAUGACGGGUCGAUCCAAACAUUUUAAUAAUAAUCAACCCAAAUUGUAUUAUGGUGGGAGUGAAUCAGUUAUGUUUAAUGCAUUAGAAGCAAUAGCUCAACAAGAUGAACCAAAGACUCCAGUAUUGGGAGCAAGAAUCACUGAUGCUUUAAAUGUUAAGAAUUUAAAGAAUAAUAAUUAUAUGACAUCUAGAGUUAAUUGGACAAUUCAGAGUUCAGGAGUUGAUUAUUUACAUUUAUUGAUAAUUUCUAUGGAAUAUUUAUGUGAAAAAUAUGGAAUUGAAGAUGCAAGAUUAGCAAUUACAGUACAUGAUGAACUUCGAUAUUUGGUUAAAGAAAAUGAUAAAUAUAAAGCAGCAUUGUUGUUACAAAUAAGUAAUGUUUGGACAAGAGCAAUGUUUUGCGAACAAUUGGGCAUUAAAGAAGUACCACAAUCAUGUGCAUUUUUUUCAGAAGUUGAUAUUGAUUUUAUAUUACGUAAAGAAGUAUCAAUGGAUUGCGUUACUCCAAGUAACCCAACCCCAAUACCAAGUGGAGAAUCUAUGAAUAUUUUAGGAUUAUUGGAAAGAUGUAAUAAUGGGAAGAUUUUAGAAGAAGGCGAUAAGAAAAUUAAACCUUUGAAAUUGACAAAUGUUAAAUAUGUUAAACGAGAUCCGGUGAUAUUUGAAUUAGAUAAAGAUUUACCACGAUCUUGUAAAAUUGCCAAGGUUAAAUUACAAAGUUCCAAUGAUACUAAAGAAUGGAAACAAAAUCUUUAUGCAUUUGCAAGAGCUAAAGGACGAGCCAAUGAUCAAUUAGAUUUAGGAAAAGAUAUUGAAAUUGAACCACCUAAGAGGAAGAAAAUUAUUAAGAAGAAACCAAAGAGAAAUGAUUUAAUCGAUGUUGAUAUUCAAGUUAAGGAUGAAAAUUUAGCUAAAGAAAUUAUCAAACAAUAUGAAGAACCACCUAGAUAUUCACCAUCUUUAGCAGGAUCAAAUGUGACUUAUAAAAAGGAUAAGAUUCUCAGAAGUUCAAGAAUAGUAUCAACUAGAAAUAAUUCAACAACUCCAAGAAAGUCCCAAAUUUUGAACAAUCCAAGAGUUGUUUACAAAAAGGAUGAUGAGUUGUCAAGAUUUGUAAAUUCUGCACCACGUUCAUCAUCAUCUGCAUCAUCUGCAUCACCAAGGGGGAUAAUUUAUCAAAGACGUAAUUUAUCAACACUGACAAUGGAGAUUACAACAAGGGAAAAACUACGACGUGGAAUACGACUACGAUCUUCACAUAAUUGA